Messenger RNA from Populus trichocarpa (black cottonwood), 2022 nucleotides. RefSeq names its product heavy metal-associated isoprenylated plant protein 34. The record is from RefSeq and is a predicted model, not a curated record. The coding region runs from base 397 to 1806 and encodes 469 amino acids. NCBI's taxonomy places the organism in Eukaryota, Viridiplantae, Streptophyta, Magnoliopsida, Malpighiales, Salicaceae. The transcript has 3 exons. Gene Ontology annotation, molecular function: metal ion binding.
UUCUCCAAGCUGUGAAAGCACUCGAGGUUGUGGUAUAAAAAGGCACAAGGCCAGCUGUUGUUCAAGCUAGCUAGAAGCUCACCUUGCUCUCUGUGCAACCGCUUCCAGUCUCUCUUGUCUGCUGCAUCAACGAGAAGAAAGCUUAAACACUACUAGUUGUACAAGCUUGCUAUAGCCUAAAAUAUUUGGCUAAAAAGAUAAGCUUUUAAAUUCACACACCACCAACCGCCUUUUAAUCCUGUGUUUCUUAUACGUUGGAGCACUAACACAUUCUCCCUUGUUCUUCCUCUCCUCUGAAGCAAAACACAAAACCCCAGUUAUAAUUUGCUCUCUCUCUCUCAAACUCAUACACUCUUUGAACUUCAGUUUGAGUUUGUUGUUUCUGUGUUGUCAAGCAUGAAUAAACAGGAGGUGAUGAAGAUGCAGCAGACUCAUACUUUGAAAGUGAACAUAGAGUGUCACUGUGAUGGAUGCAAGAAGAAAAUAAAGAAAAUGCUCCAAAAAAUCGAGGGUGUAUAUACAACCACAGUGAAUGCAGAGCAAGGGAAGGUAAUUGUGACAGGGAAUGUUGAUCCAGCCAAACUCAUAAAGCAGCUCGAGAAGUCAGGGAAACAUGCAGAGUUGUGGGGAGGCCAAAAGGGCUCUAACAACUUCCAAAACGUUGUCAAUAAUCAACUCAAGAACAUGAAAAUUGAUGGUGGAAAAGGUGGCGGCGGCGGGAAAGACAACAAAUCUCCGAAGGGUGGAAAAGGUCAACAAGUACAAACGAUGCAGCAGAUGAAAGGUUCCAAGGAUGUAAAGAUGCCGCCAAAUAAAGACCAGAAGGCUGUCAGGUUCAACGUGAAUGAGGAGGAUUUUGAUUCAAGUGAUGACGAGUUUGAUGAUGAUCUUGAUGAUGAUAUUGAUGAUGAGGAAGAGUUUGGCCAUGGCCGUGGCCAUAAUAUACCAAACAAGAUGAUGGCCAUGCCCAUGAUGGGUAAUGGUUUGCCAAACAAGAUGAUGCCCAUGAUGGGUAAUGGACAUGGGCCUCAUGGUAUGAUCGGUGGGCCUGGGUUUAAUGAUAAAAUGGGUGGCGGGGGUGGUGGAAAGGCCAAGAAAGGUGGUGGUGAUGAUGUUUUUGAGAUCCCUGUGGUAAUGAAGGGCAAGGGAGACAGUAAAGAUGGCAAGAAAGGUGGUGGUGGUGAUGGCAAGAACGGUAAAAGCAAGGGGGAGAACAAGAAACAAGAUGGUAGAGAUAAAAAAGAUGGCAAGAGUGGUAUUGGGAUUGGGUUUCUGGGCUUUGGCAAGAAGAGUAAAAAGGGAGAGGAUAGUACUAAUAAGGCUGCAGCCAAUAAUGGCAGCGCAGGUGGAAAUGGAAACAGUAAUGGCAAUGGGACCAAGAAGGGUGGUGGCAAAACCGAUGGGGUCGAUGAUAUUAACAAAAUGAAACAAGGGUUCCAUGAAAUUGAUGGAACAGGGAAAGCUCACAAGAAUCCGGGCCAAAUGGGUCCGAUGGGUCAUAUGGGUCCGAUGGGAGGGAUGGGCAAUGUUCCAACAGUGCAUGGACUGCCUGCACCAGCGGCAAUGAAUGGUGGUGGAUAUUAUCCAGGAAUGGGGCAAGCUAAUCCUUACAAUCAGCAGCAAUACAUGGCAAUGAUGAUGAACCAGCAAAGGCAGAAUGGGAAUGACAUUUUCCAACCAAUGAUGUAUGCUCGCCCUCAUCCUUCCAUUAACUACAUGCAGCCUCCGAUACCACCACCUACGGUGUCCGAUCAGUACACUCACUUCUUCAACGAUGAGAAUACCGAUAGUUGCAGUAUAAUGUGAAUGUGAAGGUCGCAAGUAGAGUAGUUAGCUAGUUAUGUCCUUGUUUUGUUUUUACCAGGUUAAGUGUACCUUUUGUGAUGGGUCCUUAUACAAGGUUGUGCGCAAGGUCUCACAGACAUCAUUGCCUGCGUGACUUAAAAUAGGUGUCCGAUUUUGUUUCACUCCUCGGAAAUAUAUUAUCCUUCAAACUCCUUUGUUUGAUAGAGAUUGUCCCAA